Molecule: messenger RNA, 3341 nt
Organism: Punica granatum (pomegranate)
Lineage: Eukaryota; Viridiplantae; Streptophyta; Magnoliopsida; Myrtales; Lythraceae
Source: RefSeq, a predicted model, not a curated record
UGUCUCUUUUUCGGUCCGCCUAACCAGACCAAUCAGUCCCCUCCUCUCUCUCUCUCUCUCUCUCUCUCUCCAUCCGAAGCAAAGCAGGUUUGCCUUUACCAAUCUCCCGGACCCUUCUUCCUCCCCCUUCAUUCACUGCGAGCAGCUGCCGAAUGAAGAUACUACCGCUGCAAAGUAUUUUUUGUUGAUGAAAGAAAAUGUCUCCUCCGUCCAAGGAUAUCGAUUCAACAUUUCAAGGUGCUGGAGCCACAAGUGGUCUAGAGAUCUGGUGCAUUGAGAACCAUCGGCUGGUUCCCAUUCCAAAGUCCUCACAUGGGAAAUUCUAUUCUGGAAGUGCUUAUGUGAUUUUGAAUACAGUUCUACAAAAGAGUGGCUCCCGUCAGCACAACAUUCAUUACUGGCUGGGAAAUGAAGCCAAGGAGGAGGACUUGGCUUUGGCAUCGGAUAAAGCACUUGAACUUGAUGACGCCUUGGGGUUAUGUGCCGUACAAUAUAGGGAAGUUCAGGGCCAAGAGACCGAAAAGUUUUUAUCCUAUUUCAAACCGUGCAUUAUACCUGUAGAAGGAAUUUACUCAUCAGAAACAGGGAAUGUCAAUGGAGAUACAUAUCAUAUCAGCUUGUUUACAUGCAAGGGAGACCAUGCCAUUCAUGUUAAAGAAGUUCCCUUUAGUCGAUCAUCCUUAAAUCACUUUGAUGUAUUCAUUUUGGACACUGCGUCAAAAAUAUACCUCUUCAGUGGUUGUAACUCCAGUGUGCAGGAAAGAGCCAAAGCUUUAGAAGUUGUUCAAUAUAUAAAUGAGACCAAACAUAAUGGAAACUGUGAGGUGGCAACCAUUGAAGAUGGGAAGUUUGUAGGAGAUGCUGAUGCUGGAGAAUUCUGGAGUUUAUUUGGUGGCUACGCUCCUAUUCCUCGGGAUUCGCCUUCUGCUUUUCCGGAAAAAGAUUUCACUCAUUCUAUAAAGUUAUUCAGGAUAACUCUUCAGGGACAACUAUGUGAACUUGGAGCAGGACCAUUGACCAGGGAAAUGCUGGAAGCAGACAAAUGUUACAUGCUGGAUUGUGACAGUGAAAUUUUUGUUUGGAUGGGAAGAAGUAGCUUGAUCACCGAACGCAGGACAUCAAUAUCAGCUACUGAAGGUUUUCUAAGAAAUGAAGGCAGGUCAGUAGGUGCUCGCGUGACCUUAUUGACUGAAGGGUUAGAAACAACUGCCUUCAGGUCACACUUCGUUAAUUGGCCUCAUAAGGUGGAUGCCAAGCUGUAUGAGGAAGGUCGAGGGAAAGUAGCAGCUAUAUUCAAGCAACAUGGUUAUGAUGUGAAGGAGCUUCCUGAGGAUGAGUGCGAGCCUGUUAUAAACUGCAGGGGAAUGAUAAAAGUUUGGCGGGUGAAUGGCGAUCAACUAUCCCUCCUUCCUAUCCCUGAGCAGACAAAGCUUUAUACUGGAGAUUGCUAUAUUGUGCAAUACACGUAUUCUAGCAUUGGAAAGGAUGAGAAUUUGUUUUAUGCAUGGUUUGGACGUGCAAGUUUAAUGGAGGACAGAGUUGAGGCUAUUUGUCAUAUGAAUGCUCUUGCCGACUCAACGAGGGGGCACCCAGUUUUGGCUCGAGUUCUUGAGGAUAAGGAACCAGAACAGCUUUUCUUGAUUUUUCAGACAUUAAUUGUUCUCAAGGGAGGUCAGAGUUCACGGUAUACCACUUUUAUAGCCGAAAAAGGUCUUCCAGAUGAAACUUAUCAUGAAGGAAAAACAGCAUUAUUCCGGGUCCAAGGAAAAAGUCCAAAUAAUAUGCAAGCCAUCCAAGUUGACCAGGUGUCCAGCUGCUUGAACUCGUCUUACUGUUACAUCCUUCAGACUGGACCUUCUGUUUUUACCUGGAUUGGCAAUCUCUCUUCCACAAGAGAUCAUGAUCUUCUCGAUAGAAUGCUUGAAUACAUAAAUCCAGCAUGGCAACAUGUGUCAGUGAGGGAAGGGUGCGAACCUGAUGAAUUUUGGGAAGCACUUGGCGGAAGAUCAGAAUAUCCUAAAGAAAAGGAGACCGCUAAGGCUAUUGAAGAUCCACAUUUGUUUACUCUGAUUCUCACUGAUGGUGACUUCAAGGUGAAAGAGAUAUACAACUUUACUCAAGGUGAUUUAACUACUGAAGAUGUCUUUAUAUUAGACUGCCAUGACGAGAUAUAUGUGUGGAUAGGAUUCAAUUCCAGUAUUGCAUCCAAAGGAGAAGCUCUUACUCUUGGCCAGAAAUAUCUUGAGAAGGAUGUUCUGGUGAAAGGACUAUCUUUGGAUACUCCAAUAUACGUUGUAACAGAAGGUCACGAGCCUCAGUUUUUCACUCGUUUCUUUUCAUGGGAUCCCUCAAAGGCAAAUCUUCAUGGCAACUCAUUUGAGCGGAAGCUUGCCAUUCUAAAGGGAGGAAUACAACCUUCAGAAGCACCCACGAGGAACUCAUGGAAAAGACACUCAAGAGGAGCAACUCCUGAUAGUUCAAGAAGCAGUUCAGUCAGUUCAAAUGGGCAUGGAAGGAGUGGAUCACCCUUGCCCAACUUUAGGUCUUCAUAUGAUUGGCGUUUCUCCAGCCCAACUCCGAUAGCAAGAAAGCUGUUUUCAGAAUUUUCACCUGCAAAUGGAAUUCCAGGUUCUCCAGAGGCACAGUUGGGGACCCCUGCUGAGAAUAUCAAUCCCAUUCAGAUUGAGGAAAGUGCUGCCGUAGAGAAUCUGUUAAUAUACCCUUACGAACGGCUGAAAGUGACGUCGGAUGACCCGGUCGAGGACAUAGAUGUGACGAGAAGAGAGGCAUACUUGUCCGAAGAUGAGUUCCAGGAGAAGUUCGAAAUCACAAGAAAAUCUUUCUACCAGCUUCCUAAAUGGAGGCAGAACAAGCUCAAAAUGACCCUCCAUCUCUUUUAGGUCCCUAAAUCGAGAUGGGACUGGCGUACUUCUCAAGGCAUUUGCAGGUCAGAUCACACAGUUAUUAGUUCUCCAUUCCGGUGGUAGUAGUAGUAGUAGUUGUAGUUAAAAUCUAGGAAAGAUAUCUCCACAGAAAGGUGCCCUUUGAUAUUCGAGAUGCCGAAUCAUAUAAUAUAAUCCUUUGGAAUGAUGUUUGCUGCAGGGGACCGCAUGGAAGUUGUCGUUUCUGAUGUCUUUUUUUUUUUUGGAUAGGUGUCGUUUCUGAUGUCUGCAGUCCUUAUCUUCUAAUUUUACCAUUUUUGACUUGGACUGAGAAUAUAUUGCUUCCAUCUUUUUUCUAUUGUUUGAUUGAUGAUUGAAAAUUCUCAUUUCUGAUGUCUCGUUGUAAAGAUGAAAUUACUAUGCGUUUGCUGUAUGAAGUUACCUCUUGACCUUUCUGGA